AUGGCGCCUAAGAAGAAGAAGUCCGGCCCUUCGAUCCAUCCGUCCACAUUGAAGGCUCUGCCGCCCGCGGCCACAAGUGCCUCGGAGGCCUCGGAGGCGAGCGAGGACGUGAACGCUGCUGGGGGCGUGACUGGGGCAGGUGGCGCCGUCACCGCUCCCCCCGCGGCCGACACGGGGGCUGGAGAUGUCGGAGGAGAACAGCAUCAGCAGCGCCCUGGUGGUCACAUUCCACAAGGUGCGGGCGAGGGGGUCACUCCGUCUGCACCCUCUCCUCCCACUGACGGGCACAGCCGCAGCAACGGCGCUCGGUCCGGGGCGAACCAUCGCCCUCCGACCGCCCCCACCACGGGAGCAACCAUGGCCCGUGUGUCUCCUCCCGGACGAGCCGACCAGACUAAUGUGCUCAACGGAGCCGCUGACCCUCGAGCACCGCCGUCGCGCGACCCCGCAGCCCAGGUGGUCGUUCCAUAG
Molecule: messenger RNA, 471 nt
Organism: Aegilops tauschii subsp. strangulata
Lineage: Eukaryota; Viridiplantae; Streptophyta; Magnoliopsida; Poales; Poaceae
Source: RefSeq, a predicted model, not a curated record